GUUUUGAAUCUGAGACAGACAACACUGGGUGGACGUUGCUGCUUUGAGGGUGACGGUUAGCGGACAGCGCUGCGUUGAAGUUUUUGUAGUCCUCGACAACCAUUAAAAACCUGGGAAUUAACGAUGAGGAAGAGUGAGGUGCUCGCAGCGGAGUCGGUGACCUGCUUGAAUAAAGCCCUACACCACCUGAAGGACAUCUGGGAGGAGAUCGGCAUCUCCGAGGAGCAGAGGCUGCAGAGGACCAAUGUCGUCAAGAGUCACAUUAAGAGUUUACUGGAUAUGAUGGUUGCCGAGGAGGAGGCUCUGAAAAAGAGACUGAUGAUCAGCAUUGAAACAUGCCGCAACGAAAUGGCGAAACUCUGCUUGGAACUUCAAUUACCCAGAUUUGAGGAAGAGGCCGGCAGCACUAUGCUUCAGCAGGAGAAGGACAUCCGCACACGCGUGGAGGUGCUGGUGUUGGAGAAGAGCCAGCGCGUGCAGCAGCUGAAGGCCUUGAUGGAGCAGGACCACGACCUCUGUGACAUCCUGUGCUCCAUGCCAUACAGGGUCAACGAAGACUCUGUCCCCUCACUGGAACAGCUGGAAGACUUCCGGGAACACGUAACCAACCAGAUGGCUGAGAAGGGGAGGCGGCACGCUGAGUUUGUGGACAUCAAGAGACAGAUCAUCCUAUGCAUGGACGACCUGGAUCAGGUUCCUGAGACCAGCUUUGAAAAGGACAUUGUGUGCGAGGAUGAUGAGGCCUUCUGCCUGUCCAGAGACAACAUAACCUCUCUCAAGCUGCUGCUUUGUCAGUUGGAGGGGCACCGGGCUGAGAACGAGGCCCAGUGCGAGAUUCACAGGGAGCGGAUCCAGAGGCUGUGGGACAGACUGCAGGUCUCCCAGGAGGAGCGGGAGGCCUUCUCCCCGCACAUGGUCAUGUCAAAGAAACGGAAUCUCGACGUGCUACAAGCAGAGGCUCAGCGCCUGGAGGAGCUCAAGCUGUUGAACAUGCGCAACGUGACGGAAGCCAUCCGCUCCGAGAUCGCCGUGUUUUGGACAAAGUGCUUCCUGAGCAUGGACCAGCGACAGGAGUUUGUGCCGUAUUACAGUGAGGAUUUCACUGAGGAGCUGCUGGGUCUCCAUGAUGAAGAGAUCCAGCGACUGAGGCAGCACUAUGAAGACCACAAAGCGCUGUUUGAGGGCGUCCACCAGUGGGAAGAAAGCUGGAGACUCUUCCAGGACCUCGAGAAAAAAGCAACAGAUCCCACGAGGUUCACAAACCGGGGAGGAAACCUCCUCAAAGAGGAGAAGCAGAGGACCGAGUUGUCGAAAAGUCUCCCCAAGCUCGAGAAGAAGCUGACGUCGGAGAUCGAGGCCUGGGAGAGCGAGCAGGGCCGAGAGUUCCUGGUGAGCGGGCAGAAGUUCAUGCAGUACGUGGAGGAGCAGUGGGAGUCGCACCGCGUAGACAAGGAGAACGAGAAACAAGAGCGGCAACUGAAGAAGAGCAAGCAGACGGAGGAGGACAUGCUGUACGGCACGUCGGUACGCACGCCCGCCAAGCGGCGCUUGCUCGGCACCCCGACAGCCAACAAAACGCGGAGGUUUAACGCUACCUCCAGCCUCUCCAGCACCGCCUCUAACAGCACGUCGCGCUCCGUUUACGGCAUCUCCACCUGUCGCUCACCGGCAAUGUCCCGCCCUCCGCUGUCAGCCAAUAAGAUCCUGGCGCCCCGGACCCCAGGCCGCAUCAAACCCCCCCACGCUGGGCACCAGCGGUGGAACCGGGAGAACAUGGUCGAGGUCAAGGCGUCGCCUGUGAGCGGUGCGUUGAUGACCCCUGCUAGUCCAAAGCGUAACACCAGCAUAACCUCUGUUGCCACCACUUAUUCUGAAUUUCUGCGCGACCUCUCCAAGACCGCUAACUCCAAGGGAGAGCAAGACGUCAUAAACUCUACUGUCUCCCACCUCUGACCGUCCUCCAGAUUGAGAUUGACCUAAUGUCCAAUCCUAUCAGAUGAAUAACUACCUUUUUACUCAAUUUCUUAAUUAAUUGAAUUAAGUCAACCCUAAUCUUGGUGUAAAAAUGUCAAACUUCUACGUCGGAUUUUCUCAAAUCCCUAGUCAAAUUUUUCACAUCGGAAUCGUUGCAGAGUUCUAUAUUCAUUCUUCUGUUGUGGGUUUUGCCUGUAUACUACAGAAAAAAUCAUCUACAUUAUCACUGCCUUGGUGUGGGAAAUGAUUCUAUUUUACCUUUUUAAUUAACACUACUUUAGCUAGGUAUUGCAGUUUAGUAGAUAUGAAUGGUGUAUCCAUACACUGUAAUGUUUCUUAUAAAGCAUACAAUUGAAGGGUGGGCUCAUGAAACUCCUUUUUAAUAUGCAAUUGAGGGUCCCAGGCCAAAUAUUUUGUAUUUUUGCACUUUUAUAUAUUGCAUAGUUUAGUUCUAUGUCCAAUAAUGCUAUUUUGCAUUCACAUUUUCCUAAAGUAUUAUAUAUAUGUUAUGUAUGUGUGCUUGCACAUACAUACUGGUGUAAAUAUUGUCUUUCUUGUAUUUGCUUCUCCUUGACAUUUUAACAAGCUGCUGUUCUAAUAUGUAGGGUUAUAUAAAACAGCUUGUGAAAUGUGGGAUUUGUUUUUUAUUUGUCUUUUGUAACUAGGAAUUGUAAAUAAAUAGACAUAAAUAAAGAAUUAGAUUGUUCAACAAUGGAAUGGAAGGUUUUGCUGUAAGUGUAAAAUAAAUGAGCAUUACUGAAAUGCCAGCUAGUCUAAAAUGGAGUGUUGAUGAAUUGACCCAUGUUUAUAAUUAUUUAAUGACGAUUAAUUAAUUUCUACAUCAGCCACAAUGACGACUAAUGUAUCUGUUGCCCCUUGUUGGUUGUAUUGUCUCAUUCCAUAAGCCUAAUGGAAUGAGACUCAUUCCAUAAGCCUAAUGUAUUUUGCGCUCACAAUAAAAUCUCACAAUAG
Gadus chalcogrammus (walleye pollock) is the source of this 2946-nucleotide messenger RNA. RefSeq names its product protein regulator of cytokinesis 1b (gene prc1b). Gene Ontology annotation, molecular function: microtubule binding. Gene Ontology annotation, cellular component: spindle; mitotic spindle midzone; cytoplasm. The transcript is spliced from 14 exons. Gene Ontology annotation, biological process: microtubule cytoskeleton organization; mitotic spindle midzone assembly. NCBI's taxonomy places the organism in Eukaryota, Metazoa, Chordata, Actinopteri, Gadiformes, Gadidae. The record is from RefSeq and is a predicted model, not a curated record. Bases 124 to 1953 code for a protein of 609 amino acids.